Drosophila arizonae is the source of this 1018-nucleotide messenger RNA. RefSeq names its product Eye-enriched kainate receptor (gene Ekar). The record is from RefSeq and is a predicted model, not a curated record. Gene Ontology annotation, cellular component: membrane. Gene Ontology annotation, biological process: monoatomic ion transport. NCBI's taxonomy places the organism in Eukaryota, Metazoa, Arthropoda, Insecta, Diptera, Drosophilidae. Gene Ontology annotation, molecular function: ligand-gated monoatomic ion channel activity; signaling receptor activity.
UUUUACUCAAAAAAGGUUGAGUGGAAAGGAUUGACCGGUCCCAUACAAUUUAAAGAAGGUCAACGCAUUCAAUUUAAGCUCGACUUAAUCAAGUUAAAGCAACAUUCUAUAGUAAAAGUUGGUGAAUGGACGCCUCAUAAUCAUCUUAAUAUAACGGAGCCUUCAUUAUUUUUUGAAGCUGGUUCGAUGAACGUAACGUUGGUCGUAAUUACUAUAUUGGAAACGCCUUAUGUGAUGAUGCAUUACGGAAAAAACUAUACGGGAAAUGAACGCUUUUACGGAUUUUGUGUUGAUAUUUUGGAAAAUAUCUCGCAUGAAGUUGGAUUUGACUACAUAUUAGAUUUGGUUCCUGAUAGAAAAUAUGGCGCAAAAGAUCCAGAAACAGGUCAAUGGAAUGGAAUGGUGGCUCAGCUUAUGAAAUAUAAGGCGGACUUGGCUGUUGGUUCAAUGACAAUUACAUAUGCUCGAGAGAGUGUUAUAGAUUUCACUAAACCAUUCAUGAAUCUAGGAAUAAGCAUUUUGUUUAAGGUACCCACGACGGAACCAACUCGACUAUUUUCAUUCAUGAACCCAUUAGCAAUCGAAAUAUGGAUUUAUGUUUUAGUGGCAUAUAUACUUGUAUCAUUAACAAUAUAUUUAUUAGCAAAGUUAUCUCCAAUUGAAUGGCGUAGUAUACAUCCAUGUGAUAUUGAUCAUUUAACAAUAAGUAACCAAUUUACUAUAUCGGAUAGUUUUUGGUUUACUAUUGGGACGCUUAUGCAACAGGGGUCAGAUAUAUAUCCGAGGGCUAUCUCUACUCGAAUUAUAAGUAGUAUUUGGGGAUUUUUUUCCCUUAUUAUUGUUGCAUCAUAUACUGCGAACUUGGCAGCAUUUUUAACUGUUGAACGUAUGAUUAACCCUAUCGAAAACGCUGACGAUUUGGCUAGCCAGACAGAAAUUUCCUACGGGACUUUAGAAAGUGGAUCAACAAUGACUUUUUUUCGGGUAAGUGUAGGUUGAGCACAUUUUAAAUUUAUAU